Pocillopora meandrina is the source of this 11605-nucleotide messenger RNA. NCBI's taxonomy places the organism in Eukaryota, Metazoa, Cnidaria, Anthozoa, Scleractinia, Pocilloporidae. The record is from the annotation of a GenBank genome assembly.
AUGACAAGCCUCGAUGAAGAUGACGGUAGUGUGGAGGACAAGUUGUUUCUCAAAGUCCUGAUUGCUCUCGUUGUUCUCUGUUCCUUUUUUGGCAAUUCUGUUCUCAUCCACCUCAUUCGAACAGAGAACCUUCUGAAGACAACCACCAAUCAUCUUGUUUUAUGCCAGGCAGUGGCUGACAUUUUAAUUACAGUAAUAAGAUUACUGCAUUUGGCACUACGUAAAGAAUUUGUCAUGGGGUAUUAUUGGUUUGGAGGAAUACUUGGUCUCAUAACUUGCAAGUCCUAUUUUCUGCUCCAAUUUGCUACACCGGUGUUUUCAAUAUGGCUUUUGACACUGAUUGCAGUGGAACGUUUAUUUGCAGUAACUCGUCCUUUGCAAUGUUCUCCUCUGUCUCAUCAUUUGAAAAAAACGAUAUCUGUGAUUGGAAUUUGGUCUUUAGCUUCUUUUACAGACAUCAUUGUGCAUGGAAAAGUGACAAAUUAUGAGGAACGUUAUUAUUGCGGUGUUACAUUUUCGGGGACAACACUUGUUUUUUGUGCAACAAACAUUUUUUUUUCUCAUAUUAUCAUAUCAGCUUUUUACGCGAUUGUGUGUUAUAAACUUUGCUCACGGAAGGUUCCAGGAGAAGGGAACAGUCAAAAUCAAAGACAAGCCGAAGCAAGAAAGACAGCCAGAAAAGUUACCUUGAUGAUGAUUGUGAUUGUAGUAUUAUUCAUGAUCUCAUGGGGUCCCUCAGAAAUCGUACUUGUUUUGCAGAUCUUGAAAAUCUCUUCCAUAUCUACUAUUUCGGUAGACAUUGGUAACUUGACUCUUCUUUUCAGCAGUUUAAAUCCUUACAUUUAUUUCACAUUUAAUCAGAGCUUUCGAAAGGCUUUUAGGGCUCUGUUUGUUCGAUGUUCUCGAAAAAUUGAAAUUCAUCGUGUUAUUCCCUUUCGAUCUCGAAGCACUGAGUUGCAGCAAAUAUGAAAAGGCUAAAGAAUUUUAUGAAGUGACUGUUAUUGCUGACCCUAGAGUUAAAAUUUGAAUAGACAGCUUUAAUUCGAAGUAAUUCCAGCAUUAUAAAUUGGUUUGUUGGCAUUGCAGUUGUAUGAAAUAUUUUUCAUACACAGUAAACACUCUUUGCCAUUUGGUUUUAAGCAAUCAAAUAGGGACGCGCCCACGGGCCGAUGGAAAUCACUUUAAGAGAUGUGGUACACAAAGGAAGCAUCAAGUAAUUUUAUUUCGUGAACGAAGUAAAAGCUUUGAAACGGUUCUCAAAUCUUCCCCCCUGAACAGGAGCAAAAAUUAAAAACACAAAGUUCGUUCUAAUCAGAAAUGAAAAAAAAGUUUACAAAAUAUGUAUUGUUUUAUGUGACAAUGAAAGUUCAGUUGCUUUUCAAGUAAAAGAGAGCAUGAAGAGCAGUCAAAAUUUUAUGAUUACAAAGUUAUGUUUAUUUUGAAGAGUGCCACACACUACGGAAAUAAAAACUGCAAUUUUUAAUUUAUAUUUGUACGAUGGGAGUUUCAAAUUAGAAAUCCCCUAUAUGAAUUUUAAUCCCAAAUAAAUUAUUGAUAAAAUGAAGAAAUAAACUCAAAUAUAUGUCAUUAUAAAAAAAAACAUGUAAAUAAUUAAAUGAUAUACACGAAAGGAAUUUUUCGUCUUUGCUUUACUACUAUAUUAUAAUCGCUGUAAUCUCCUAAGAGGUUUCGCUGUAGAGAAUAUUUGAGGUAAAUAUCUGGGCAUACGCUUGAAAGCUUUACGUCAGUUUAAUGAGAUUGUAAUCACAGUAGAGGGAGAAAUGUUUAAGAUGAAAUUCUUGCAGUCACUUUAUGCAUUAUGAAUCAAAUUUGCGGUAAUCAAAUUCAAUAUAAACCGUAGUGUUUGACUUCUAUAUAUAAAUAAACUAACUUUCCCAUCAACCUUCACUUUAAACCACUCAACUAUAAUCAAUUGUUAUGAGGUUAUACCGGAAAAAGGAAGUCCUUUUAAUCACAGAUCGUUCUGUAAGGAAAGCACUUCGUGAAAAAACCGACCCAGGUAUUGCCUCAAGAAACUCACUGAGUAAAAAAUAUUUUUUAAGGCCGAUACGAUCUUUGAUGUUUGAUAGUCUACAUAGCGUGAAGACAGACCCGCGAAAUGAACUCUAUCCUUCGUUACACAGGUACUGAUAAGAUCUGUUACCACAAAAUCUUUUUUCAUAGUAUUUAACUCUGAUUCAAUUCUUUUCCUAUUCUCAAAAAUAUCAUUCUUCAAAACUCCUAGAUUUUGGGUUUUAUUAUGUCUUGUUGAUUACGCAUGGUGUGUGCGGCUAAAAGGGAAGUCAUACUUUCAGAACCAUCUUCAUUCUUUUAAACCAUUCAAGAAAUACGCCUUACUCGAUGGUUUGAACAUAAAAAACGCGCGGAUAUUUUGCGAGUUACGUAGCAUUCACGGGGUCUGUUUUCAGAGCCCCGUGGGCGAGGAAAAAUACGAGCAAUGACCAGGAUGUCCGCUCCGCUCGUAUUAUUUAUGUUAAACCAUCGAUAGGUGAUUUAUUACUAUGCUAUUGCUUAGUUUUCUAGGUUUCUGGCCUCUAGUUUUUAAAUUUUUAUUCGGUCUCAUCUAAGCGUAGUGCCGAUUGCAAAAGGCGUGCGUGAAAGAAGAAAACAACACAAAGAAACCAUUCAAGUGUGCUUGACGACCAAAAGAGAUUCUUGUGGGCUUCGUAGUUCGUUGCUAAAAAAACAUGAUGUCAUAAAAAAAGGAAUAGAAGGCAAAGAUCGUGCAGAUCGUUUCUGUCCGUAUUUUGCCCUAUUUCACAAUGUAACACCUUGGUAUAUUUGUUACGUUCCACACACGCAUCCAUUAAAAUGAUGCGCAAGCAGAAAAAAUAAAUCAUAUUAUUUCCAUAUUUCUCUCAUAGAGAAUGCAACAAGCGUCAUUGAGGUACCAAAUAUUGACUUCAUGAUUCCGUUUACUCUUCCUUUUCUUGGUUCAAUAUUCGGCAAUUCCGUCCUCAUCCACAUCAUACGAACAGAUAACUCUCUGAAGACCACUAUGAACUGCCUGAUUCUAUACCAAGCAGUGGCCGACCUUUUGAUAUCAGUAGCAAGGCUGAUAGAUAUUUCACUUCCUAUUAGUUAUACACUUGGAUAUCUCUGGUUUGGCGGCCUCGCGGGUACCAUUACUUGCAAGUUUUAUCAUUUUUUGCUGCUUCUUCCACCGGUGUUUUCAGUUUGGCUCUUAGUCAUGAUUGCUGUUGAGCGCUUCUAUGCAGUAACUCGCCCCCUGCAAUUAUCACCUCUGUCACGUCAUUUGAAAAAAUUCAUUAUUGGAAUAUGGAUUUGGUGUUCAGCUUCUUUGUUAGACAUCAUUGUACAUGGAUUUUCGACAAAAAAUGGAGAACGUUAUUAUUGCAAUUUGAAAUUUUGGUGGAUAUCGAUGGCUUUCUGUCUGUUUAAUACUGUUAUUUGUCUUUUUCUGAUUGCUGUCCUGUACGCAAUCGUGAGUUACGAACUGUGGCUACGUAAGGUUCCAGGAGAAGGAAACAGUCGUAACCAAAGACAAGCCGAAGCCAGGAGGACAGCAAAAAGAAUCACGCUGAUGAUGAUUGGUAUUGUCCUUUUGUAUUUUAUCUGCUGGGUUUCUACAGAAAUGGUGAUCAUAGUGCAUUUCUGGAGCGCGCAGUUGCCAGAAAGCGUUUUUCGACUAGGUAGCAAUUUAAUUGUUCUUUUCAGCUGCUUAAAUCCUUUUAUCUAUUUUACUUUUAUUCAAAACUUUCGGCGUGCUUUUAAGGGUCUGCUUGAAAAUUGCUUUAAAAGGGCUAAAAUUCAUCGUGUUCUAUCCUUUCGAUCCCAAAGCGUAGACCUACAGCAAAUAUGAAAAAAUAAUCUGCGGAAUUGUGGAACUUUCAGCGACUGCCUAUUCGUAGGUAUAGCUAUUUCGAACUAGGUAAUUACAUCCUGAAAAGAAGUUUAUAACCUGUUUCUGUUCGGAAUAAUAUGUGAGAUAGGAUGAAUAUUUUCUCUGCCUGUUGGCUACAAAAUUGUAGAGCAGGUAAAUUUUUACAAACGAAAGUCCAGUGUCUUUUACACCUAAAAUCUGUUAAUCUGUUUCUGUUCGGAAUAGUAUGUGAGAUAGGAUGGACAUAUUCUCUGCCGGUUGGCUACAAAAUUGUAGAGCAGGUAAAUUUUCAACAUCUGAAUACGCACAAACGAAAGUCCAGUAUCUUUCACACCUAAAACUACCUGCGCCAAAAUAUUAUCGAAGAAUGUUCUUAGAGUUCCGUGGAGUUUUUGAAUCAAUGUUAUUGUCCAUGGAGUCCAUGGAAAGCUUAAAGGAUGUCCCCAGAGUUCUGCGAUGAUCCUUUAUCCGCAUAAAAUGUAUUUGCAGAAUUGUUUCUAAUCAGAUUGGUUGAAGGGAGGGGUAAGGGGGGCAGACCCAAGAACACCAGGUGUCGCACAGUAGAAGGAGAGGUGAAAGCCUGAAACAACAGUUAAGGCACUAUCACCAAGCCAGGAGUGGAGGACCUCGGUCGCUGUCCUAUAUUCUUGCUGGCUUAAUGAGAAGUAACCAUAAUAAUCUCAAAUCUUUUUCAUCACAACUGCUGUCAGUGGCUACUCAUGACUAUGAGAUCAGGUUGUUCAGUCUUUUCAUUGAGAGUCCUCCAAUUCUUAUGCAAAGUAGUAGGAAGUGUCUAAAUUGCGAUAAAUCUACCACAACAGCCUGAAAAAAAUACUGUUCUAAAAAUGUGUAAAAUAUUUCAUUCUAUUUCCUGAGCUUUGAUCAGUUAUACUUGACAUGAAAACGUUGGCAGAUGUCUCAGGCGCCAGAUCAAAUGUGCCUAUAUACAUAUAUAAAGUAUACCUCCUUUAUCCUCUGAACGAAAAAUUAAACAUAGGAGAGGAGUAAGUUUAGUUGAGAGAGUCAUUUUCUUAAGAACACAAAGGAAUUGGCCAGAAAUCAAUUAUUUAUAAAAUUUCUGCCCCCAUAAAACCCUGUUGAGUAACAUACUGUAAAUGUACUCCCAUCGGAGAGUGAAGCGACGCUAGUAAAGGAGAUUAAGAAAAGGCAAAGCUUACUUUGCGACAUAAUGAAAAGGGCUGGUCAUUUGUAAUUAGGCAUGAGCCCUCUUCCUGAUGUUAUCUUGUGUAAACGAGUAUUACAUCUAAAGAUUGGAAAAUAUUGUUAGCUUCUUGCAAGACAAAAAAGCUUAUUUGUAGCAUAUGCUAAAUACGACGAAAAACAAUGAAAAAUUAAUGAUUGUCAUCUUUUAUUCGUGACAUAUUUAUCUUUUCAUUACAGUAGAGAAAAUAUAUAACAAUAAGCUAUGUGUUAAGGUUUUUAUUGGCUAUAUCCUCCUAGAUUCCAAGGCUCUAGCUCGUCAAAAAAAAGCUAUCUGUGCUCGAACGACGACUUCUCUCCAAGGCUUAAACUCAGUUCUGGCAUUUGAAAGCUAUGCGUGUGUCAAUGAAAACACCCUUUGAUAAGAUAAACAGUAUUCGGUUAUUUGCUUGUUUCUAAUUAAAAAAUAACACAAGUUAUAACAUAGCUAGUAAAUUUGUCUAAUCAAAUUCAAUUGCGCGAGCGUGCUUCAUAUUCCUAUUGUGCACGCUCAUGACGUCAGCAAACAAAUCCCUCGCGAAAAAAAAUUUUCCAUCGGGUUGAAAAUGUUUUAAAACAGUUGGUUCAUACAUCAGCGUGCGUUCAUCGAGAUAUGAAGCACGCGGGAAGUUUGGAGAGCACGAAAGAGGCGUAAGAGUUGCUCGAGGCGUAGCCGAGAGCAACUCUCGCUUCUUGAGCUGACGUAUGAACCAAUUGUUAAUUUUCGCAGUGUUGAGUUCUUAAGGUUCUUAGGGUUCAAUUCUUAAGGUUUGCAAGGUUUAGUUCUGAGAUUCGUGUUCCGUUUCUUCACACUAUGCACUCAAAGAUUUGUAAUUUUAAUUUUUUUACUACACAUUAACCUUUUAAAAAUAAAGUCAAUCUUGAGAACUGUGUUUGACUUCAUAUGCACAUAUAUCAACCCUACCGUUUGUCCGCUACCAUUUAUGUCAUGAAAAAUCUACGGAAAAAAAACGGUCUGUUGCAUUGUAGGUCAUUGUGAAAUCACUAACAUACCAAGCAACCAUUGGAAGGCAAAUAGUCUACCUAGAACAAAGGAAACGCUUGCGAAAUUAAUUUCACCGAAUUUUUGAUGAUGAGCCUUCGCUAUAAAGGUAUAUUGAUAGAAUCUGUUUGCCAAAACAUUCUUUCCUCGAGGAAGACUCCAAAGGUAUUUUUCUGCACAUCUUGGUUAAAACAUAGCGAAUGCCAUUUUUCUUCAAGCAAAGAAUUUCACUUAUCCUAAAUGAUAACAAAUCGCCAUUGCUGCUAAAGGAUAAUGAAUUCGAAAUAAAUGCAGUGCUAAAUAGCGCAUACACACGCUGAACACUGACAAAACCGUGCAUCCAUGUUCAUUUUUAUUCAAAAUUUCAUUUUUCUCCCUCAGAGAAUGCAAUGCAACAAGCGUCAUUGGAGUAGCUAAUAGUGGGUUCAUGCUGCCGUAUACUCUUGUGUUUCUUUGUUCAGUUUUCGGUAAUUCGCUGACCUUUUGAUAUCAGUAUUAAGGCUGAUAGAAAUUUCACGGCCUACAAACUAUUUCCUUGGAUAUCUUGGUUUAGCAACCUUGUUGGAACCGUUACUUACAAGUUAUACCUCUCGUUGUUACUAAUUCCACCGAAUUUUCAUGUUGGCUCUUGGUAAUGAUUGCUGUGGAACGCUUUUAUGCAGUAACUUGCCCUUUGCAAAUUUCUCCUCUGUCUUGCAAUUUCAAAAAACAUUCAUUUUUGGGAUAUGCAUUUGGUGUUCAGCUUCUUCCAUGGACAUCAUUGUACAGAGAUUCAUGGAGAACAUUGAGAACAUCACUAUUUCAGUGUACGAAGUUGGAUGUAAUCGGUAACAUUAGAUUUGCUGAACUCUGUACUGCCUGUCUUCAAAUAUCAUUGUGCCUAUGUACGAAAUCGUGUGCUAUAAACCGUGGUUUCGUAAGGCUCCAGGAGAAGGUGUCAGAGUCAAAGCCAAUCUGAGGCCAUGAAUACAGCAAAAAGAAUCACGGUUAUGAUAAUUUGCAUCGUGCUGUUAUAUGUAAUCUGUUGGAUUAUUCCAGUUAAAAUACUAAUAUUCGAUUACUAGACCACACCGUUACAUGAUAGCGUUUAUCGACUACUUGUUAAUACAACUGUCCUUUUCAGCUUCUUUAAUCCUUUUUUUUUAUUUCACUUUUAUUCAGAACUUUCGAACUGCUUCUAAAGGUCUGUUUGGAAACUGUUUACGAGGGUUAAAAUUAAUCGAUUCCUUCCCAUACGAUCCCAAAGUAUAUAACUGCAGCAAAUCUAGUUAAGGUCGUAGAAUUGUUAAACUCACUGCGGUUGCCUAUCCUUAAGCUCGCUCAAGACAUACUGAAGAGAAGUCUAUGGUCUCCAGCCUUGCAAAUUUUCUGGUUCAGAAUGAUUGUUUUCAGGUAGGCUGGAAAUAAUCUUCGCCAAUUUGCUAAUUCCAUUCCUACUUUGCACCGACGUAUGCCCUGUUUCUACUUGAUUUCGAAGAUACCUACGCCAGAAACAACAUCACGCACCAUUUCUCUUCAAACAUGUUUUCAUGAUAUCAAUAUUUCAGAACUCAAAUCUUUGUCAUAAUAUAUACGCUAUUUACAAAUCAUAAUAAUUGGCAAAAAUUAUGCGUGAUCUUUCCUCAUUACCCACCCUCUUCCCUGACGCGAAUCAGAACUGGAAACGUCUCUAUUCGGAUUACCAGAUUCAUAAUCAAAAUAAAAUUGGUCAAAAGUCUAGUAAUAAAUUUCGAAUCCGCACUUUUCCAAUCAGUGAAUUAACACUACUUUUUAUUAUUGAGGUCUCGUAUUCACUUUGCCUUUAACAGCCUUGUGAAGCUAACAACGACAGAGCAUAUAAUUAAAGAUAUGCAAAUAACCCUGUAUUUUAUGUAAUGAAGGAAGUCGUUUAUUUGUGGUCGGAUAGAAUGGGACUUUUGACAUAUUCUUGUGUUAAGGUAGGUUCAAACUAAAAGCCUGGGAAACAUUGCCAGCUUUCUCAGAGAAAAGAAAAAUACUAAUUCAUGGUACAUAAUAAACAAAGGAUGCGUGCAUGCUUAUAUGUCAGACAGGAGAAAUGUACCAAAUGGAUAUGAAUAAUUUUAUAUAUUUACCAAAACAAUUGUGAUUUCAACAUGCAUAUUUUCAUCACAGUAAGAAAACACUGAUGAUAAACCGAUUGCUUUGUUAUGUAAAACUCCAAGGUAAAUUUCGCUUGCUUAAUACGAUAGCAUAAAAUUAUUACUCUAGCAAAAAGAUAAAAGAGAAAGAAAAGAAAAAAUUACAUUUAUGAAAAGUUAAGUUGAUUAAAACUGUUCCAUAAAUGAAGCCGAACAAUCAAUCUCGAAUCCUCGUAGUUUCACAUUUAGAUUGUGGCCUAAGGAUUACGUAACACGCAAUAAAAAAAAUAGCCCAAAGCAAUAAAUCUAAAGUUUGAUUAGUAAUGUUAAUAAAACAAAAUAUAAUAAAAAUAAAACAAUAAAACAAAACAUACGCCAAAGAGUUAAAAAGACAUCGCCAUUUCAGUGCCAAUACAGACCUGUGCACAUAAAUAUUAUGCAACCCGGAUACAAAAGUUUAUGCACAUCGAGGGCAACAACUACUAAGAUCACGAGACCGUGAGAAAAUAAGUUAGGCAAACAAAUUUAAUUUCCUAUUUUGUGAACCCCCUUGGCUUUUUCAUUUGGUCCACGCGGGAUGCUUUUCAUUCAGCUGACAAAGAACGGGAAAUAAUAUAUUUCACAUUAAAAUAACAAACAUUACUUUCUAUUGACAACUCCUAAUGAUAAUUAGUUAAAAGCACAAGUGGUAUUAUUGACUCUCUGAAACUAGACCGAUCUAUUGGCUGCACGAGAAUAUAUCCAUGAAAAUUUAAUGCUGAAGUAAUCAUCCAAAAUGGAUAAAUUGCGAACAGUGUAGCGUGCUUUUGGAGAGGGUGUUGAAUCUUCGAGAAAAGAGGUAGACAUUACUUCUUACGAGUAAUUUCUGUAGUGUAUUGGUAAUAGGCUUGUUUUCACGUUUUUUGGUAUUUCCCUGCCUCGUAUGGCCAAGGUAAAGUAAUGUUCCUUUUAAUGUCACUAUAUGCAGCUCGGAAUCAUUUUUCUGACCUCAUUGAUGUAAAUGAAGGAAAUUUUUAUAGAAAACGUUGUGCUAAAAGCUUUGAAAAACCUUGAAUUUUUACACAGCUCUCAAAAUCGAUCAGUCACAUCGAAUGAAAUUACUUGAAUUCGUUUGAAUACCAACAACAUAAUAUGCUCAAGGUUAAGUGCAAAAAUUUAAUUACGUAAUACAAGUGUGAAUAUACAUACAUUUUUUUCAUACAGUGUGAGAUUAAUUUACAGGAAAACAGUGACGGUCUGGAAAUUGUGGAUAUCAAUGGCGUCUCGUGAAGAAAACGAAACAAAAUGUAAGAAGUUUGACAGUUUCUUGUUAUUUUAAAUUUUGAUUGUAAAGCUGCCGUAAAGAACUGAGUAGGUGGAUUAGGUCACGUGUUUGAUGUUACGUAAGAGCUGAGUUACGUGAUGGAAAUAUUAUGUAACCGAGAUCGUGCAGCCUUAGUAAUGUAACCGAGCUUUGAGGAGUGUAAUCUUACCAACGAGCAUUGCUUUGGUUAACAUCAGGGUUUUUAUUUUUCUUUACCAAGGAUGAACGUUUAAGGGUUGAAAUUGAAUAUACUUAUAAAUUUGAAGAAGUUCAAAGUAUGAUAAUGAAAAAGCAAACAAUCAAAACGUUUGGAGGCUUGUGUUGUACCGAUUCCCCAGCUAUAAAGGACUUGUUUACCUGGAGGUGGGGGAACCCAAGUAGUGAGGUAACCCGCCUAGCUGUGGCAGCUUUUAUUUUCAAUCUUAUAACCCCGGGAUCUCGAGUUGAGGUUUCUAGAGUUUCUUGACGCGCUUUAAAAAUACGACACGAACGCAAGCCCGUUGUAAAAAAGGAUUAAUUUACGAAAAAGAGGUUAGAGUCCAAACUCUGGGGGAAAUACUUAUUAAACUUGUCAAAUAAACCACAACAUUUAGCUAAAAUAAAAACUCCGACACUUCUCAAAAUUCCAAACAAAGGGGUAACAAAUUUGCGCGAAUAAAAGCUAAAAGACAACUAACCUAACUCCGUUAAAACAAAACAAGAAAAGUAGGCGAAAAAUGUCCAGGUCAGUUUUCCAAUGUCCAGGUUAGGGUUCCUCGACGUGAUUGGCUAAUUUGUGAAAUCACGCGCGCCGUGCGUGAAUACAAAAAAAAAUACAAAGGGGGGGAGGAAGGGACAAUGAUUGUAGUUUGAAAUUUAAAAAAAGAAAGAGAUUUUCUACAUCCGGCUAGGCGGUGAACCCCUCUUUAAAACGUUUACAUAACAAACUACGACCCCAGUCAGACAGGGUUUCUAUACCCGGUAGACCGGGCAACCUCCCUAGGCGGGUUACCCCACCUAUCACGCAAACGAGAUCAAGAUAGAACAAAAGAUUAUAAGAAAAGGCGGAUUACUUCAGCUCAGCAGGUUACUUCACCUACCUGGGGUCCUCCACUUCCAUGUUAACAGGAUUUGAGUCUCUUAAGUCUGGUAGUAAAACAUCAGAGCAAGUAAUCCGAAGGUUUGAGAUUCGAUUGUUUAUUGGAUGGCGACAAGACGAUAAUAAAUCUUUUGAUAUCAUACGUCUUGAUUUUUUUCUCUUCUUUGUUUUUGUUUAACUUCACGUAGGGAAUGUGACAAACAUUGAUGGAGAGCGUAUCCAGCUUGCCUGGCUGAUGUAUUCAGCGUACAUCAUCGUAUUUCUGGUGUCAAUAUUCGGCAACUCAGUUCUAAUAUUAAUCAUCAGAAGAAGCAAAUCUAUGAAGAGCACCACUAACUUCUUGAUUUUGAAUCAAUCAUGCUCGGAUUUACUGGCAACGUUUUCAAGGGUAAUCUAUAUAGCGGUGAUACAAGAUAUUUCCUUACGCAAAUUAUGGUUUGGGGGAAUUUCAGGCCAAGUCACGUGCAAGUUAUUUCUCACGUGCCUUUUUGUUCCACGCAAUUUUUCAGUUUUGAUUCUUGUGGCGAUAGCUAUAGAUCGCUUUUUUGCCGUCACCCAGCCGUUCAGGCGGUCGCCUCUAUCUCAACACCUCAAGAAAACCAUAGUGUUGCUGUGGCUAUGGUGCAUUGUUGCUUCGUCUUAUAUGCUUGUUAAGGGAACCGUGAAAAACAUCCAAGAUUCAUUUUACUGCGACUACAACGAAAACCCUGAUAAUAUAUUCAACGAGUGGAAAGAAUUCAACGCUUCUGCUAUUAUUAUUUUAUGUAUUCUGCCUGUGUUCAUAGUGGCAGUUUUAUAUACCAUUGUAUGUUACAAAUUGUGGUCACGUGAGGUCCCAGGCGAGCAAACCAAUCACAGUCAAGCAUCAGCGGAGGCCUUAAAGACCGCAAAGAAAGUCACCAAGAUGAUGGUAGUUGUUGCGGCGUUAUUUGUUUUGUGUUGGUUUCCAUACUAUUUGACUUUAGUGGUGCAGUUUACUGGUCAUGGAAAAAGAUAUUAUAAAUCAGAGUUGAGCCUCGUUUGGUUAACCGUUGCUUUCAGCGGUUUCAAUCCUUAC